AUGCCGCUCGUCCACGAGACGCACGGGGUGUUCGUGUACCGCGUCGUCCACGGCCGCAAAGUGGCGUGCAGGACCGUCCCGCACGUCGGGGAGGAGCACGCGUUCGGCGACGGACGAUGGACGCUGAGCGGCGGCGACAUGGUCGCGGUGGACUGCGUGCAGCCCUCGCUCGUGGGGAGCAACAACGGCCCUUUCCUGCGCCUCACGAACGGCCGCGGGUGGGUCUUCGAGCGCAAGUACGGCGAGGAAGUCAUGGAGCCGAUCCCCGUAGAACGCGGCCUCUGGCCCUACCUCGUCCGCGCGCCGACGCGAGGCCUGCGCCCGCGCGCGCAGCCCACGACGCGCUCCGAGGCUGAAGACUCCGACGUCUUCCUGUACGAGGACGACGACGUCGUGUACCCGCACGGAUACGUCGUGUGGGCGGACGUCAGGGUCGUCGACGCGACGGCGUCGCCGCCCGUGACGUUCGUGCGCGUGCAGGCGCGUUCUAUCUCACACUGGUCCCCAUACGACCGCGCCGGCGUGGGGACGACGGGGUGGCUGUUCACGCUCGCGACGGACGGCGACGACGCUCAGCUCGUCCCGGUGGGCCCGAGCGGCGACUUCAACCCGCGGUAUCAGAGGCAGCCGCUGGAGGUGGAGAACGGCGAUCGGUUGGAUCUGAGCGCCGUGCGCGCGGCGGCGACGAAGCGAGGGUUGACGGAGACGUCGCACUCGCUCGUCGCGAGGCGCGUCAGCUUCGUGAAGUCGCUGAAGGACGCGGGCGGCGCCGCGCGCGGCGAGGCGCACGUCGACGUCUUCUUCGGCACGGCGACCGUCGCGACGAGGGUCCAGCACCCGCGUCUCGGGAAGACGCAGACGUUUCGAAGGCUGUGCACGAUGCGGGACGUCGAGCGCGUGUUCGCGGAUCCGAGGAACGAACGCGUGACGGGCGGCGGCGGCGGGUACAGAUACCGCCGACGGCCGUUCGACGUCGAGGACGAGGCCGCGGCCGCCGCCGCGGAGGCGGCGACGAGCGGCGCGAUGUUCGCGAAGCUCGGGAUCGCGACGCGGCCGACGACGAAGCCGAGCGCGACGCUCGGGAGCACCGGCGGCGGGCUGUUGUUGCCCACGCCGAAGGGCGGCGGCGGCGGCUUCGGAACGCUCGGGACCGGGAUGGAGACGCUGUCGCUCUCUCUGGCGUCGUCCACGAGCCCGCUGGGGUCGCCGUCCACGAACCGCGCGGCGCCGAAGACGACGGACGACGACGCGUGGACGCCGCACGACGAGGAGGGCUCGCUGCGAGGGGAACUGCGAGAGCUCGACGCAGCCAUCGCGAGGUUGAUGACGCAACGCGCGAUUCUCUCGUCGCACCUCCUCGACAUCGAGACGUCGUCGAGAGAGCGCGCGCAGAUCGACGCCAUGGUGGACGAGUCCGAGACGGGCUUCUCCGCGUCCGCGGCGGAGGCGUCGAGGACGAAGCGCCGCGGCGACCCGAGGACGGCGCGAGGCCGCGGACACGUCCGAGUCCUCUCCGACGUCAACGACGCCGACGACGACUUCAACCGCAAGUGCGGCGGGACCGAUCAGUUCGCGGACGUGAAGUUCGUCUCGCUGUUCGGCGAGGGCGACGGCUGGUUCAUCGCGCGCGACGGCGGGAACUCGUCCUGGUGCGGGCUCCCGGAGUCGCUCGCGGAUCGGCUGUGGGAGGCUGGUCGCGGCGACGACGACAUGCGUUACGCCGUCUGCGGGCCCUCGGGAGAGUACUACUGCGAGCUCCCGGACGGUCAAAAGUGGUGCCACGACGGCGCGGGCGACCGUUUCACGUCGCUCAUCGGCAAGGGCACGCGGAAGAAGACCAUCUCCCGCGUCGCGUUCGGCGAGAACGACGCGUGGAUCGUGAUCUUCACCAACGGCGCGUGCGAGUGGAACGGGCCCGUGCCCGAGGCGCUCGUCGCCGCCAUUCGCGCGACGGACGAGGCGCCGACGGAGGUGUCUCUGGGAUCCUACGGGACGUUCUUCGUCGCGUUCGCGGACGGGACGUACGACCACGACCUACCAGACGCGUGCGGGCAGUGCGUGUACGACCUCGAGGAGGAGGGGAUGACGGUGACGUGCGUGCAGCUGGCGCCGGUGGACUCGGAGGCGGGGUGGCUGGUGCGGUACUCAGGCGCGUUCUUCACUUUUUCACGCCGGUCCCCAUACGACCGCGUCGGCGUGGUGAACGCCGUUCCUUGA
This is a messenger RNA of Micromonas pusilla CCMP1545, 2217 nucleotides long. RefSeq lists its product as uncharacterized. NCBI's taxonomy places the organism in Eukaryota, Viridiplantae, Chlorophyta, Mamiellophyceae, Mamiellales, Mamiellaceae. The transcript is spliced from 3 exons. The record is from RefSeq and is a predicted model, not a curated record. The coding region runs from base 1 to 2217 and encodes 738 amino acids.